CACCAUUUCUUCCAUUUUCGGCACAGCCUCAGACUGGGCCUCCACACGAUUCUUCAAAAUUUUCAGUUAUUUCUUCAAUUGUGCUGCUUAAUCUUUUGUUAUGAGAUUGCACUGAUUCGUUGGGAACAGAAGCGGCAAUCGCAAUGGUGGAAAUCGAGGAGGAGAAGGAAGAAGAUAAGUUAUAUGGUGUUGCUAGUUCGAUUGGUUUUUUGGGUAAAUUGGAAGAAAAGUACAGAGAAAUCAAAGAGAAUGCUGAAACAUAUCCUUAUGUAUGGGGAUCAUACAUUGUUGUCUAUGGCGGAUUCGCUCUUUGGACUGGUUAUAGAUGGAGAAAGCUUCGGAAGACGGAAGACAGAGUACGCGUUUUACAGGAGAAGCUUCGACAGCGUUAUGAAGCAGAACAAUCUUCCGCCAAACAAUCAGCAAAUUCAGUUCAUAAAAAUCCAUCUUCUUCCAAGCAGUAGCCAGAUUUUGAAUAUCUUCUUCUUCUUGCGAAUAUAUUGGUUAGAUUUUAUAUCUCAUUUGUUCUGCUGUUAGGUUUUGAUUGGUAGGAAUCCCAUUUCCUUUGUUGACAAAUACAAUGCUCUAUUCUAGUUCAAAAUCAAAUGUGCAAUGCAAAUUUAGGAAACAAAAGAAUAAUGUUUUACAAUGACUUUUGUUGGAAUGCUAGUCGCUGUUCUUAGUUUCCCACUGA
Messenger RNA from Benincasa hispida (wax gourd), 694 nucleotides. RefSeq lists its product as uncharacterized. The record is from RefSeq and is a predicted model, not a curated record. Lineage: Eukaryota; Viridiplantae; Streptophyta; Magnoliopsida; Cucurbitales; Cucurbitaceae.